AUGCGGGUCAGGGGCCUCGACGACUCCAUCUCCCCCGAAGAAUUAAAGGAGGCUGUUGCAGCCGCCGGAGGUUGUCGGCCGACCGAGGUGAAGGUCGGCCGAGCUCGCGCUUCCUCUGGCGGACUGCUAUCAGCCUGGGUGCAGUGCCCGCUAACUGCAGCCAGGAAGUUGGCGGGCGCGCGUUCCAUCCCCGUGGGAUGGGUCCGUGCGCCCAUUGAGGUGUUAGAAAGGCGGCCUCUUCAGUGCCACCGGUGGCUCCGGCGCGGGCACGUAAUAACCACGUGCCCUUACGCUGCUUCUACGGAGGAUCGAAGAAGCCGCUGUUACCAAUGCGGUGACCGGGGUCACAAUGCGGCGGGCUGCGACGCAACACCGCGGUGCCCGCUGUGUAUGAACCUCGGUCGACCGGCAGCGCAUCGGCUCGGGAGCAAGGCGUGUGCCCCAGUGCCCCGCAAAGGCAAGAAAAAGGGGGCUGCGAAACAAGCCCCCGGGGGAGGUGGGUCGUCAGCGCCUACCCCUCCCGAAGUAGUUACGGCUGCCGAGAUUAGCGCGGAACCCGCGUCGGCAGAAAACCAGGGGGCAAGUCAGCCCCCUAGCAGCAGUGCCCUGGAGGAGGAAAUGGAGGUGGAGGUGCCACCUACGGUGUAA
This is a messenger RNA of Pseudomyrmex gracilis, 648 nucleotides long. RefSeq lists its product as uncharacterized. Gene Ontology annotation, molecular function: zinc ion binding; nucleic acid binding. The transcript has a single exon. The coding region runs from base 1 to 648 and encodes 215 amino acids. The record is from RefSeq and is a predicted model, not a curated record. NCBI's taxonomy places the organism in Eukaryota, Metazoa, Arthropoda, Insecta, Hymenoptera, Formicidae.